Messenger RNA from Miscanthus lutarioriparius, 1491 nucleotides. Lineage: Eukaryota; Viridiplantae; Streptophyta; Magnoliopsida; Poales; Poaceae. The record is from the annotation of a GenBank genome assembly.
AUGGGCUUCUCAAAUGCCGUGCAAUGGUGGGAGGACUGGCAGCUGCGCAUCCUUGUGUUAGGCAGCCUUAGCGUUCAAUGCUACCUCUCGUUAUUUGCCAGUUCUCGUAAGAAGCAGAUCAGGCCCAUGUACAGAUUGCUCAUCUGGCUAGCGUACCUAGGCGCAGACGCUCUAGCCAUCUAUGCCCUCGCCACGCUCUUCAAUCGCCAGCAAAAGUCACAGCACCAGCCAGUAAAUUGCAGCCGUGGGGAUGUAAAUGAGAGCCGUGACUUAGAGGUUUUAUGGGCCCCUAUCUUGCUCAUGCACCUCGGUGGACAGAUCAACAUCUCUGCUUACAACAUCGAAGACAAUGAACUAUGGAGGCGUCACAUUCUAACUGCAGUGUCUCAGGUCGUCGUGGUCCUCUAUGUGUUUUGCAAGUCAUGGUCAUCCUCUGCAGAUAAGAGGUUACUGGCUGCAGCAAUUCUGCUUUUCAUCAUCGGUAUUUUCAAAUGCUUCGACAAGCCAUCAGCUCUAAGGAAGGCUAGCUUUAAUAGUAUAGUCACUACUUUCCAUCCUGCCCCAAGAACAAAAACUGCGAAAAGAGAAGUUGAGCUUGAAGGGUACGUACAGAAAGCACGGAGAUUUGUGCAAGGGAACAAAAAUCCCCCAGCAAUGGAUUCUGAUAGCCGAUCACCACACAAGAAGCGACUCUCUGUGCCGGACAAAUUAUUUGUAGACUAUGCAUAUGUCUAUGAUGACCGUCUCACUACCUUGAAAUCCUUUUGGUUGCUGGACGAGAAAACCACUUACGACGCCAUUUAUGAAGGGAUCUCUGACACUUUUGAUCUUAUUUAUAGCAAGGCACUCCAAGGGGAUGAUAAAAACAGAACCACGCCACCCUGUGGCAAUUUUUUUUCUGGCCUUAUAAUGAAUCUUAAUCUCCUAUUACCGAUCGUGCCCAUUUGCCUCUUCCACAGCAGCCACAAAACGGCUUAUAGGGGAAGCGACAUCAAGGUUACAUUUAUAUUAUUGUACAUCACAUACUUUUUGGAGAUUUCGUCCAUUCUUACAUUGGCAUAUUUUGACGAGGAGUGGUCAGACGGGGUUGCCCAGCAUAGCCUUAUAGGAUUCUUAGCUUGUAACAGAAAGCACGCAAGGCUAAUGGGCAUCGCAGAGUUCUUUCAGUGCAAAGGUUUGCUUGACACAUAUUUUGGCUUGAUGUCCUAUCACUCAUCCAAAGACAUUACAAUGUUGGUUCAUGAGCAUGUUAAGGCUGGAUGGAUGAGUCAUAUAGCAGAUAUCGAGAGUUAUUGGAGGUUCAGCGACAGCCGAGGCCAGUGGGCACUUGAGCGCAACGGCCGUGAAGAAAUCCUUCAGGAGAGUAUAGAGAAGCCAUUCGAUGGAGCAUCAUUCUCUGGCAUGUGGCCACGGAUUUGUGCUUCUACAGCAGGGGCACAUCUGGUAAUUCUCAAUGUGCCAGGAUAUGUAGACAAAUCUCCAACUACUUGA